Molecule: messenger RNA, 1551 nt
Organism: Rhipicephalus sanguineus (brown dog tick)
Lineage: Eukaryota; Metazoa; Arthropoda; Arachnida; Ixodida; Ixodidae
Exons: 13
Coding region: 71-1408 (445 amino acids)
Source: RefSeq, a predicted model, not a curated record
UUCUUUGUUUCCAUCCCGGUUCUCAGGUUUACUGCUCGGCAAGCACUCCCGCCUCGUCUCCUCGCGAGGCAUGCCCCUGAGUCGGCUGCUGAGCCUGUACUACGGCGUUUCGGGCGUUCCGCGAGCUGUGCCCGGUGUGCAGGGGCUGUCUGUGUGCGGCCGACGGGAGCUGCUCUACCCCUACCUUCGAGACGGCCUGCUCGAGGGCAACGUGAGCCACAUGGCACGCGCCUACCUACUGCACCGCUACGGGCAAACUUCGAAGAGGCUUAGCCUGUUCGUUGCCGCGGCCACGGACGAAUUCCUGCAGAGGUUGAGACGCGAUCUGCUCAGGCAUCCUGCAUUUUGCGACCGUUACCCACCGACGCCAGAUCAAGCGGAGUGCAGAACGCCGGGCGAUAUCUUCGUCGUCAUGGAUGCCGACGCGUAUGCGAAUGACCUGUGGAUGAAGCAACAAAAAAGGACGGUCGAAUUCUUGGCUCAGCGCCUGAACAUUGGCAGCCACAGUGGCCGAUUCAUGCACCUCUACGUGAACAAGCGCGACAUUGACGGCACGCUGCAACUGCAGCUAGCGAACGAAACUUCGUCGUCGACUGUCAGCUGCUACGCGCGCAGUGCAAACUUUUCCGAGAUCGCAACGGACAACGAGGUGGCCGUGCUAGAAUCCCUAAGGAACCUUCUCUCAAACAGCCUCAACAGAAACAGAGGGCCACUUGCUCCGUCAACGACGAUCAUUAUAUUCAAAUUCGGCCACCUGCGCUCUCCGCAUCAGCGGUUAAAACCACUGCUCCCAAGGGUUCUUGGAAGUAACGAAGGAGCCGGAUCCAUCAUUGCCGUUGGCAACAACCUCACGUCACUGGGACAAAUGGUGCGCCGAGAAGGCAGGGACGUGACGAAAGACCACGACAAAGUCAUUCUGCUAGGGGCCACUGAAGACGCAGCUAAAAAUGUCGCAAAUAAAAUAGCGGACGAAGCGUGCACAGCGCCGGCGCUUCUUCGUUGCUUGAACGACGGAGCGGAGGGCAAGGAAAAGUUCUCCUUUCAAGGCGACGUCACAGAGAAUGGCGUCGUCUACCUCAUGCUGGAUCCCAAUGACUACGACAAUUUCGAGGACCUGCAUAUCAAGAUUGAAGCCAUUGGCGGAACGCUCAAGGUUUGCCAGCGGCGCUCGAGGUUUCAACACUUGCAGCUUCAGGACUGCGACACCGUCUCCGAAAAUGAGCUAAUGUUCAGGCCGUCCUGCAAAGGUGACACGUGCAGUCCGCUUUACCUGGCUAUCGUUGGAAUAUCGGAAGAGUGCUCUUCCUCUGGCAGAGGCCUUGGCGCCGUUUGCGCACCGACUACUGGGCAAGUUGGAUAUCGCCUCACACUUCAUCAUAUCAAUAAUACGUUGGCUGUUGGAGCAUGAGACAUUCAAGACCCACGUUACCGACUAUUUAUAUUCAUAGACAUUUCAUAUCUUCUAUGGCUUUUUCAAAUAAACAAAUCCUUAUUUCCUCCAUUUUCAGCAGCGAUAAGGCCAACCUUGGGUUGUGGCCGCAACAAAGUUGC